GUGCGCAUGCGCUAAACGGGCAGCCUGGGAGCAAGUUUGGGUGAAGGAGUCAGGGCCAGUGUCCGCUCCGCACCGGGAGGGAGACACCGCACACGGGCUUGAGUCCGUGGCGGGGGGGUUGGCUGAUAGAGCCAGCUUUGCGCGUUAUCACCUCAGCAAGACAAGAAAAAACAACGUGGAAAAACUAGAGAGGAAAAACGUUUUAAGGAUAUAUUAUCUGGACAAGACAUCUCUUCUUUCUCUCACCCUGCGCGGCCCCCUCCCUCCCUUAAGACCCCCAAGAGAACGACCACCCAAAGAAACCCGUCUAGACCAAUCUCUUCUAAUACGGGAUGCACCUUGAUCCUCAGAAAAAAUCGACAACGGUUAUUUUUUCUUAUGACCGCCGUUACUGGACUUCAACCUAUGAAGAUUACGGACACUGUUUCAAGUGUUGACACAGUUAGGUUAGGUUCUCGACUGAGAGUAAUAAUCUCAUGUUUUUUUUUGUUUGUUUUUUAAAGUAACGUUAACUAGGCUGUUUGUCGCCUCUUUCUUUUCUCGCGGUCGGCUUUUUGUUUUUAUUUGACUGUUUUAUUAAGAUACUGCGCAGUUAUCUGUUCAUUUGUGUUUCUCCUGCCCGUUUUUGUAACGACAAUGGUCUGACAGAAGACCGCUACAGAGCCAGAUUGCUAAACGGUGACGAGACGCGUGUAUUCAGGCGUGCAGAAUAACCCAAUUCACCGACGGACGCUUGUUUAAUAGCAUUUUAACAAAAUAAACAAAGGAAUUUCUAUAACCACUCUCACAGGGAAGUUUCACGUCACUUCGAGUCGAAGCCAGCUCUACCAUAUUCAUUUCUCAGUUUCUUCAAAGGUGAGAAGCUCUGGGCUGCACCCAUGCUUUCCUUAGAUGAGCCGCUGGACCUGAAGCUGCCCAGAGGGCACAUUAAUGGGCACAGCAAAGGCUCCAAGUCACCACCCACUCUGAGCUCAUCUCGGGUCCAUGCCAAGAGGGUUGGGCAUCUUCAUAUUGCUGAUGAUGGGACAGCAGAUAUUGUUCCAGCCUCCCCUGCCUCCACACACAUAGGUGUAUCUAUGGUGCACCAGGAGAAGCCUGAACUCUCCACCCCUCCAGCAGUGGACCUUAGUAUGUCUCCGUCCUCUCAUCACACACCCUGCUCCCCUGAGCUCACUGGAAAUGGCUCCUCUCAUUUGUUCUCAGGGGACUCUACUCACAUCCGUUAUGUUGAGGGAGGGGCCCCUUCACAAGCUUUUCAGUUCUUUUUGCCAAUUGGAGGAGGAGGGCUCCAUAUGCCAUCCUCAAUGUUUAUUGGCCAGCCCAGGGACAAGAGGGCCUCCCCUGAACUUUCAGCAGAUGAACAGCUGUCCUGUCGAUGGAGGAAGUGCCAGUUGCUUUUUGACUCCUUGCAAGAUUUAGUGGACCAUGUAAAUGACUUUCAUGUAAAGCCUGAGAGGGAUUCUGGGUAUUGCUGCCAUUGGGAGGGCUGUGCACGCAAAGGACGAGGUUUCAAUGCAAGGUACAAAAUGUUAAUCCACAUUCGUACACACACCAAUGAGAAGCCACACCGCUGCCCUACCUGCAACAAGAGCUUUUCACGUCUGGAAAACCUCAAGAUCCACAAUCGUUCACACACAGGUGAGAAGCCGUACAUCUGCCCUUACGAAGGCUGUAAUAAGCGCUACUCAAACUCCAGUGAUCGCUUCAAGCACACCCGUACUCACUAUGUGGAUAAGCCAUACUAUUGCAAGAUGGCUGGCUGUCUGAAGCGUUACACAGACCCUAGCUCUCUAAGAAAGCACAUCAAGGCACAUGGGCAUUUCGUGGCUUCACAGGAGCAGCAAACAAGCCCAGGAGGGGGAGUCGGAGGACGCGGUGGAGGCAGGGGCUCACCUGUGCUGAAACCAUCUCACAUCACAGGGAAAGAGUCUGAGCUGAGCUACGCCCAUAUCAUCCUCCCGAGUGCAGCAGCUGCUCUCCUAGGCACCUCUCUCUCCUUGUCACCUUUGAGUCCUCGGCCCCUGGACCUGAGCAUGCUGGGAAGUCCCAGUUCACCUGUCCUGUCCUUUAAUGGCCUAGCCAAGUCACCACUGCUACCCCCUGCCUUCUCGCCCUCAGCACUUGGCUUACCUGUGGUGCCUGUGUUGUGCUCAGAUCACAGAGGACAAGCAACAGGCAGUUCUAGAGCGAAUGAUCAUGAGGAAGAGAGCCCUAGGAACAUCCUCAACCUCUCCACAGGAGCGUCUGACCCCUUGUCCUGGGUGGUAAUACCUUCAGGCUCUUUAAUGUUGAAGCCAGCUGUGGUCAACUGAGAAGGAUAUGCCAAUCAUUCCAGAGGGAAGAAAGGGGGAAAGGGACAGCAUGGGGAUCAAAGGUCAUGGGGCUAAUUUUUGGUUUUCAGAAGAGCUAUUCACAGUUCUCUGACGCAACAUAUCCAGCCAUUAAUUUCCAGCAUUGUCAUUUUACUUUUGUAUUCAUUAUCAAAGCUAAAUUUCCUCAGAGGUUCCAAAAUCUGUUUGAGAAACUAAAGGUUUCCAUAAGCUGUCAUGUAUGUUACUCCCAUACCAUCACUUCACUGAGGAUGUCUGUUUUUUACACUGUGUUUUGCACUGCAGAACUUUUGACUAUGUAACAAUGACAGAGCAACAGCAUGAACACAGAACAAGCUGACAUUUAAGUCAAGUCUUUAUUGAGCUUGCCGCAAUGUGCAAAUAUAGUAUUAACAAUAAUAUAACUUUUCAAACCAUCACACAAAUCUGUGUGCUGAACUUGCCAUAGUCAGGCCACUAAAAACUGUAAAAAUGCACUGCUGCAUUUUGCCAUGCACCAGCCUCUAAAUAACAUGUAACUAGUUAUAUUUUGAGGUUCAACAUGCAGGGACAUUGUAUAAUUUUAAACAAGUUUUUCAGACAGAAUCAAUUCCUAAUAUUUUCCAGAAACACUGGUGUGAAAAUUAUUGUACCCUUACAGCUAAUAUUUUUUUACACCCGUCCUGUCGAGAAUAACAACACAGAGUCUCUUUCUACAAUAAUUUUUGCUCAUUUUUUAUGAAAGGUGCCAGUUAUUCUGGAAGGCACUACAAAACAAAAUUUACUGUGUGAUUAUUGUUUGUUAUCUGAAGCAGGUUUUUAAAAUCAUAGAUACAAGGGUCAUUCUGUGAAACUUGUGUCUGGGACAUUUAGUACAGCAAGCUCUGUACCAGUAGUUCCAUAGAGAAGACUCUACAGUUUAAAAUAAGCCAAUUGCCUUGUUGGUUAUGAUGCCUGGCCUAUUAAAUUCUUACACUGAAACCUGCACAGAUACAGGGGAGUAUAUAGAAAAGUUGUUUGCAGUAGCUGGAGCAACAUGAAAGAUUUUUUUUUGUUAUUUGAGCUAAAAACAUUUUUACACCAUUCUCUUAUGAUGUUUCCAGAAAAAGACUCGUACAUUAUUUACACUGUUUUUGUCAGAUUUUCAAAGCCAUUUCAAAUCUGUGUUGGAAGGGUCAUCUAGUUGAUCCAUUUCUGGUAUAUAGUAUAUCUCUCCCUAUUCAUGAAGAUUGAAGUCUGCUUGUUGGCCUCGACUUUUCUUCACCUUUUUUUCAAGAACUAAUAUGAAAAUAUGCUUACAUUUCUUUAGUUCCUGAAAAACAUCCUUAAGUGUCUUGCAGUAGAACCGUAUCUUGUAUGAACAGAGAUAGGGUGUAAGAGAUAAUACCAGUGGCCUAAGAACCAUCACAGACUAACUCUUAGACCUUUUGCUAUUUUUGUCUUAUAUUUACAAACUGGAGCCUUAAGAAUCUAUGCCCAAGUCUCAGUAAGCACUCAGCUGUUUCUAUAUAUUUAUAUGUAACAGGAUUCGCUGGACGCCGGUGUGUGCGACACACUAAGUACACCAUCUUCUGUAAUGAUUCUUAGUUUGAUAUCACUCUUUGGUGAACUGUAAAACUCCUUUGAGGGCUUUUUAUGAUGCAUGUAUUUUUAUUUAGGCAACACUGAUUCAGUCAGCUUUGGCAGAGGAUCUUGGGUAGGUUAAUUAAUGUUUAUUUAGUUCAGAGGACAAUCAGUGCAUUUCAUAGGGCUGUUUUAGUCUUACAGAGAUACCAUUCAUUUACCCACAGACCGACAAACCUCUAGUGAGCGCUGCUACGCUGUCUGGCUAACUGCUAGUCUUAUUACGUUGAACUGAGAAUUCAGGUUGGAUACAUGUAUACAUGACAAUCUGUCCUCUCAGAAACUGCCAACCAGCACUAUUCAAACAGUUUCAGACUGUGCAGGUUUGAAUCUGGCUUAAAUUAGAUGGUAACAGACACAAGACUCUGAGCUGAGUUUUAAGGUAAACAAAGGUGUUAUAUAUUGCAUACCACAUACGUGUAGAUUACUGUGGCACUAAUGCAUUUGUUGCUCUAAUGCCACCUGUUGGACAUUUGUUUUAACAACCUCAUGCACAGUAUGCUAGCACAGCAUAGCUCGGAUAAAUCUUCUUUAUCUGACAGCAAAUGUAAGAAAAAUGGCCAAACUGUGCAAUACAUAAGCCACUCACAGACAAACAAAAAACUGGUGUGCGGUACAGGCCUCCAAGUCAAAUAUGAUGUUGACACAAUGACGACUUUUGCAGGCAAAUACACAGUGCAUCAAAAUGAAUACUGAAUACAAACUGAAUACAGCUUAAAAAUAACAUUCCUUUUCUACAAAAGAGUGGCUCUUUUGUUUACACAAUCUAAAUUAUGAGAGCCUACUUUAAAAAUACCUUAUUAGUAUUUGCUACCAAGUCUCUUCACCUUAAACGAGAUAUUAAAAGGUCUCUUCAGGGUGAGUAUUCCCUUUUAUGACAGAGCUCUAUAGAGCAUUCCUUAAAACCAUUAGUUGCCUGCAUAGUUUGCCUUCAUCAGUUUUAAUGAGAAAUGAAUAACAAUUACAAUUGAAACACUUAAAUCUUUUAAAUGUAUGUCUAUCAUCUUUAUUUAUGACCCCCCUCCCCCAACCUCCACACUUAAGUCCUAUUAUUCCUCAAUGCUACAUCAUACUAUAUUUGAGAACACUGCGUGGCUAUUUUAUUUGUUAUGUUGUUUCGACGAGACAUUUCCUUUUAUGUUGAUGUUGCUUCAUAUCCAUGUCUCUGCUAUUGCUGCUCAACACUGAGCUUUCUCCCAGAGCCAUGGGGAUGGAGGAAUGAAAAGAAAGGAUAGUCAGGGGAUGGACUAGGUUUCUUAAAAAUGAACCAAUUCAUCUCUGAGAAUCACUCCAGGGGGUCAUGCAAGUUCUCUUAAAUAGGCAAAAAAUAGGCAUAUUUCAGUGUUUUCCUGUCACUGAUUGUUGUAUAUGAGAUAUUUAGAGUACAUACACUCUCUAUGCAUGACAAACGAACAAAAUUCAUGAGAGGUGAUGGAUGGACACCUGUGCAGAGACAGGGAGAAAAUACAAAAUUCCAUACAGGAAGUAACCGGAACCCGGGACAGAACUGAGGACCCUGGAGCUUUGAGGCAGAAAUGCUAUUGCACAGCACAGUGCAUUACAAAUCAGAGGAAACAAGCCCACAAAAAAAACAACAGCAGUCAACUCUAGAAAUUUCCAAGUUGUGUGGCAAGGUGUGCAGGUUUAGAAAAGCUCUGUUAUAGCACUUUGACAGCAUUAUCACAUAUAGUCUUUACAGUUUAAACUUCUUUCCUCCCCUCCAUCCUCAUUUGCUCAUAUGAGAAAGCUCAUCAUGACACAGACCCUUCAGGGUCUACAUCGUUUAAAUAUCAGAUAAGCUGUUUGACCCAUUAACCCUUUGUGCACUCUAGAGAAGUGUGUUCAUGUGUUCAUUAUGGAGUUGCUUUUCUAAGAGAAACAUAAGCAAUAAUUGGAAUGGCUGGGACAGUUUCCUGGUUUGACUAUAGAAAUCUUUGAUCCAGUAACUACCUUGGAAGCCUUUUAGCAAGGGCAGCAAGUAUACGGUACAAAAAGCACCAUUUCACUUUGGUAAAUGUGUCAUUUGAAACAAUAUUUAGAAGACAUACUUUUGCUCUUAAAUAUUAAACAAACUAAAAUAAUUUAAGUGCCAUAGUGGUGCCCAAAGGGUUAAUGCAAGACUAAGGCCAGGAAAGGCCAGUAUCAUUUUUUUCUUUUCUUUUUGCACAUUGAAAUAUAUUAAUAUCAGUAUUUUCAUUUUUUCAAGUGCCUUUUAUUAUAGGUGAAAUGCAUAAGUACAAAUACUAUAUAAAUAUAUAUAUAGUAUUUUUUUUCCUGGCAUCAUGUUCUUAAGAUGAACAUGCAAAACAUCUUAAAGUGGUACAACGCAAGUGUGUGCUCCUGUUUUAGAGAAAUUUUAUUACAAUAUUAAUUUUGAUGUCAAUGAAAACAAUAAAUGUUUAAUAAAUUUGAAUUUGAUA
This is a messenger RNA of Hemibagrus wyckioides, 6352 nucleotides long. RefSeq names its product GLIS family zinc finger 2b (gene glis2b). Bases 879 to 2312 code for a protein of 477 amino acids. The transcript is spliced from 7 exons. Lineage: Eukaryota; Metazoa; Chordata; Actinopteri; Siluriformes; Bagridae. Gene Ontology annotation, cellular component: nucleus. Gene Ontology annotation, molecular function: DNA-binding transcription factor activity, RNA polymerase II-specific; RNA polymerase II cis-regulatory region sequence-specific DNA binding. The record is from RefSeq and is a predicted model, not a curated record. Gene Ontology annotation, biological process: smoothened signaling pathway; regulation of transcription by RNA polymerase II.